AUCGCCAUCGCGCUCGGCUUCCUCGUGCUCCUCGCCGCGAUCCUCCUCGCCUACCACUUCUGCUGCCGCCGCCGCGCCGCGGCCCACCACCACCACCACCACCAGGGCGCGCAGCAGCAGCAGCAGCAGCAGCAGCACCACUCCGGCCGCCACGGGGCCGCCUCCUCCUCCGCGUCCAGCUCGGGCCACAUCUCCAUCACCGUGCCGCGCUUCGUGUUCGUCGCCGAGGACGACUCCCCGGGCUCCUCCUCGCGGGGCGCCACCGGGUCCACCCCCGUCGGCCUCGACCCCGCCGUGAUCGCCUCCUACCCCAAGGCGCCCUUCGCCCGGGCUGCCGCCGCCGGCGAGCUCGCCUGCUCGAUCUGCCUCUGCGAGUACCGCGACGGGGAGAUGCAGCGCAUCAUGCCCGAGUGCCGCCACCGCUUCCACCUCAUGUGCCUCGACGCCUGGCUGCGCCGCAGCGCCUCCUGCCCCGUCUGCCGCAACUCGCCCAUCCCCACCCCCGUCACCACCCCGCUCAACACCCCGCUCUCCGAGAUCGUCCCGCUCUCCCAGUACGCCGCCGACCGCCGCCGCCACAGGUGACCUGACAGAUUUACUCCAUUUCUUAGCACCAUCUGCUGCCGCCGCUGCUGCUGCUGGUUGUCAGGAAUGGGAUUCGACUUGAUUAUUUAGAGAGAUCGUCAGGUGAGGUUUCGCUAAUCUGCGGGGUUACUUAGGAGUAUCUUCAAAUUGUUCAGCUAGAACAGCGCAAGUUUUGCAGUAGAUCGAUGGACCGAGGCUGGCAGACAAGCUGUGUAAAUACAUUGUUCCUCCGUUCCAAUAUAGCUUAUAUCGACUGAUGUUACCUGUUGCCAUACAGUACUUGUAUGUGGAUGGUUAGUUACCAAACCGCUAUUCCGGUUAUAUGAUUGGUCAAUUUCAUGGUACAUUACAUCUGUGUUGGUUAUCUUAAAUAUAGCUCUUGUUGUCGUUA
Molecule: messenger RNA, 976 nt
Organism: Triticum dicoccoides
Lineage: Eukaryota; Viridiplantae; Streptophyta; Magnoliopsida; Poales; Poaceae
Product: RING-H2 finger protein ATL67-like
Exons: 1
Biological process (GO): protein ubiquitination
Molecular function (GO): transferase activity
Source: RefSeq, a predicted model, not a curated record